This is a messenger RNA of Aureococcus anophagefferens, 1718 nucleotides long. RefSeq names its product expressed protein. NCBI's taxonomy places the organism in Eukaryota, Pelagophyceae, Pelagomonadales, Pelagomonadaceae. The record is from RefSeq and is a predicted model, not a curated record. The transcript has a single exon. The coding region runs from base 122 to 1681 and encodes 519 amino acids. Gene Ontology annotation, biological process: carbohydrate metabolic process.
CGAGGGGGUUGACCGCCGGUAUGCCUGGUAGUCGACGCGAGCGUGAAAACACCAGGCAAUAAAAUUUUUUGGUGCAUUGCCUCCGCGCCUGACGCUUCGCGUUGAAAGUUUUCAUUAAACCAUGUAUCGCCUCCUCGUCCUCGUCGUCGCCAUCGUCGGAGCCGCGAGCGAAGAGAUUUUUGAGGCGGUCCGCGCGGUCGCUCGAGGCGAUUCCGUCCUCGGCCUGCUGAACCAACAGAAGCAGCAUUACGACGCCGCCAUGGUCCUCUUGGCGAUCUCCGAGGCCGUGCGCCUCGGCGCGCUCGACGAAGCCGACGCGCGCGACGUCCUGGACGCGACGCGGUACGAGCGCGAGGCGUUCGCGGCGGGGCACGACGACGACAAUAUGAAAAUCUCGUUCGUGCGCGGCGACUACGACGGCCUCGCGGACGACGAGACGCGGGGCUCGCUCACGGGCAAGUCCGUCGGCGACCACCUGUCCAUCACCGCGGGAUUGCUCACCCCCUUGGUCUGGAACGACGCCGCGCUGUCCAUCGAUCGGGCCAAGAGCGUCGUCUUCGACCUGCAGUUCGUCGACGACGCGACGCUCGGCGGAAGCGACGACCUCAGCUUCCUCACCUCGACUCCAAACGGCCUGUCGUUCUACCGCCAGGUGACAAAGUACCGCACGCAGCGGAACUCGGGCGGAAGCACGGAGAGCGACGGCUGGAACCAUCCGGAUCGGUUCCGCGACGCGCACAAGGUGUGCUGGGAGGACGACGUCGCCAUGGGCACCCUGACCGCCGCGAUGCUCGUGGAGUACCAUCUGGAAACGCUCGACGACGCCGAGCGCGGCCGCUUGGGCGACGUCCUCGCCGGGCUCGCGCGCGGCUACGACGACGUCUUCGGCGAUCUCCGCCACGCGUACGACGCGACGCUCGGCGAGGCGUCGCCGAUGCGGUGGACGCGGAGCCUCGGCUGGGGCGUCUACGGCCUCGCGCUCAUGCGGCGCACGCUCGCGGCGCUCGGCCGCGACGACGACGCGGCCGCGGCCGCGGGCGUCGUCGCGCACCACCUCGAGACCAUCGUCGGAUGGCAGGGAGCGGAAGGUCUCUGGUGGCAGAACCCGAACGGCGACGUCGACGGCCUCUCGGGCGCGCCGUCGGACGACGGCGACGUGAACUUCGUCGAGACGUCGGGCUCGGCGCUCAUCCUCGCGGCUAUGGGCGAGCUCGCGGCGGUCGGCGCGCUGCCGGCGACCGCGGCCGGCGCCUUCGACGACGGCAUCCGCGGGCUCCUCGCGUACGUCGACGGCGACGGCGACAUCCCCAACUGCGGCAAGGGCACGAGCAUCGGCGCGGAGGCGUCCUACUACUACUCCCGCGGCGUCGACGACCCCGACGGCUGCAGCAAGGCGGGCCUGGUGCUCUUGGCGCUCGCGCACGCGGCCGCCCGGCCGACGUCCGCGCCGACGCCGCGCCCGACGCCGCGCCCGACGCCGCGCCCGACGACGUCCGCGCCGAGCGCCGCGCCGACGACGCCCGCGCCGAGCCCCGCGCCGACGACGCGCCCGACGCCGCGCCCGACGACAAUCUCGCCGAGCGCCGCGCCGACGGCCGAGGAGUCCGACGGAGGCUCCGCGCUCGUCGCGACGGCCGCCGUCGCCGCCGCGGCGAUGAUGGUCUCCCUAGUUACCUACUAGAGAAGUAGGCCACGUCCCUUACACAUUUGACGCCGCG